AUGUCAACAUUACCAAAAUUAGUGCCAAAUUCAUUAUAUUCAUUUUCCAAUCUCCACAUUUCAUCGAAUGCUCCUUUCUCUGCACCGCCUGUUGAAAACAGCAAUAAAAAACAAGAGACAGAUCGUAUUUUCUUUGGGGAAAAAACGCAGCCUUAUUUCUCAAACAACAAUUCUCCGAUUGGAAGUGUUAGUGACUUUAGCAAUUUGAUGAAUCUUCGGUCUUUCCCACCUUUGUCUUCUGAAUUGCCUCCGCCACUUUCUGCUCCACCUUUUCAUUCUUGCACUAAUGGUGGGGGUUUUGCUGGAAUUCGUGGUGGGGGAAGUGCUGGUUGUAGCAGUGGAAAUAGUGGAAUGGUUCAGGGUGGUGGGACUGGAACUCGCUUCCGUUUUACUAAUCGCCCAACUUCUCAGCCGGUCUAUUUUUCUUUGAAAGUUUUUCUUGGUGGGAUUCAGGCGUCGUUGACUACAAGUUUGUUUUUUAUUCAUUAAUACGAGUCAUUUUGGAAUAUUGACUUAUCUUGUGUCAUUAGAAAGGGUUUUGGAUAGCGUUGACGUCGAAAUUAGCGUCACACGGCUGAAUAUUGCUUUAAGGAGAGGUCAAACUCAUUUUUGUGGUAACCCCCUCCCCUUGAAAUGGGGAAAAGGGACAAAUUUGAGGAGGGAACCCCUCCCCCCCCCCCCAGAAAAAUGAUGUAAUUUUUCAAUAUUCCGGAGUGGCCUGUAUUCUUGAUUUUUACUACUUUCUAAAUCGAUUAAAUUUAAAAAAACAAAGUCCCAUAUCCAUUUCAUUUUAUGCAAUUUUCCUCAAUCCUCGCUGAUGUUUUUAUUAACAUUGAAUAUUUUUUUAGAUGUUCUCCAACUUAACUUUGCCAAAUUUGGUUCA
Meloidogyne enterolobii is the source of this 883-nucleotide messenger RNA. NCBI's taxonomy places the organism in Eukaryota, Metazoa, Nematoda, Chromadorea, Rhabditida, Meloidogynidae. The record is from the annotation of a GenBank genome assembly.